GAAGGAUGGGUCAAGCCUUGCUGCUGGCUGUCUUGCUGCCGUCUCCCGCCCAGCUAAACCGCUCGCCGGAAUUGUCGCCGCCGACGUCGAUUGCGCUGGCGGCAGAAGCGGCAGGAGUAUCGGGAGCGGCUAUAGCAGCGGCGGGAGAGUCGGCGGGAACGCGCUCGCUUUGCCCUGACGGAUCAACGCCAGCGUGCAUUCGUUCGGUGGCAGAGAACAAUGUCGCUGGAGAACUAAUCGGAGAUGAUGUGGCCUGGCUCGGUAUUUACCAGCACGACACGAGCCGAGAGCCUGCGGAGGGAUGGGGAAGAUGCGUCGACGGGGAGGUGCCAUCCUUCACCAACUGGGCGGCUGGGGAGCCCAACAAUUGCGCCACAAAGGCACCCGAGGAUUGCGCCGUCAAGGAGGGCCAAGAAGGGCAGUGGGGUGACAGGCGAUGCAAAGGGGGCGAGUACGCCUGCCUGUGCGCAACGUCGUCGUCAACCGUCUCGGACAACUUCGAACAGGACCUCGUAAAGCUCGAGGCCAACCUGGAGGCGCGGUUGCGUGAAAUUCGGGUGACAGUGUCGGUGGUCUACUCCGUCGCUGCUGUCAUCAGCUUGCUGCCUACGCUCCUGGUGGUCGGGCUCUGCCUUCGCCGGCAAUCCCGUUCAUCUGUGGCUGGCGUUCCAACAACGAGCACGCACGAGCAGGCCUUAGUGCGGAUGGCGCGCCGGCUCCGCCAGGCGAGUCGCUCGGCGGCGUGGCGGCGGCUGCAGGUCAGCGGUGCGAUGGGGCAGGUUGGGUGGGCGCUCGUCGUGUAUGGGAUCUUGCCAGCGGCAAUGGCCGCCGCGGGGACCCCGAUCGACAAUGUUGUGGGAGAAAAAGACUACUGGUGUAUUUCGGUCAGGUUGGGUUUCUUUCUGGGCCUGCUCGCCCUCUUCCCCACCGACGAGCGCGCGAUUCGCACAAUAUGCGCUAUCUUCGUCGCCUUCUACAUGGGUCUCGCGUACGAUAACGCUCUUCGCUGCAUAGAAGUUGGCAGGCACGAAGGUAGCUUUCACGGACGGGUUGGCAGAUUCGAGUGCCAACGCUUCUUUCUUCCUAAGAUCGUGGCGCACCUUAGCGCGGCCGCAGCGCUCGCCGCCACGCUGCCAUGUGGCGGCUGCAAACACCUGCCAAUCAUGCAGCCACGCCAAGCGCUGCAGCGUAUGUGGGCUGUCUUGCGCCUACACUCCGCCUGCUAUGGGAUGCUCUCCGUUGGCUUUUAUUCCACUGUGCUUGCCUACCACCCACAUUGGUCUGGUGCCGGACUGCUGCCAGUCCGCUCGGCUUGGAUCGGUCACAUCAUUUUGGGGCUCGUCUCCGUCGCGAUCGCCGCUAUUGCGACUCCCGCCAACCGUGGCCGGGUGACUCGCUGGCUGGGACGAGUUGGUGGCCGCGGUAGCGAGGCAGAGGAGGCGGCAGCCAUCGCGGCGCUCGUCGGACGUGCCAACCCGGAGAGAGCGCUCGCGGACGCAGAGGCGCUCUUCCGCUGCCUGCCGGCCAGCCGCCUCACUGCCAAAGAUCUGGCUAGUUCCGGGGCCACUGACACGCGACGCACCUCACCCGUCUCGACGCCCGCCGCCUCGGACCUUGCAGCGAAGUCGAUUCCGGCGCGGCUGGGUGAGGUCACUGCGUUCCUGAGUCAUAGCUGGAAGGACGAGGAAGAGGUCCCCGGUGCCAAGUACGCGGUGAUUGCGCAUUGGGCGCAUUGCCAGCGGCGCGAAACGGGGCACGAACCCACGCUGUGGCUAGACAAAGCCUGCAUUGACCAGACCAACAUUGAUCAAGCGCUCACGUGCCUGCCAAUCUUCCUCGCGGGCUGCCAGAGGCUGCUCGUUGUGGCGGGGCCGACCUUCUGCCGCCGCCUCUGGUGUUUGCUCGAGAUUUUCACGUUCCUCCGCAUGGGAGGCUCCGCGGAGCGGAUCGAGGUCCUACUCAUUGCCGAUCCGCGCAAGGAUCCAACCCAGGGGCAGGCAGAGCUCACGGCGACGUUUCAGAAUUUCGACGCGGCCAAGGCGGAGUGCUUCUUGCCCAAGGACCGCGAGCGGCUUCUGGCGGUGAUCGAAGCGGGCUUCGGCGACGUUCGUGAAUUCAACAAGAUCGUGCGCCGCAUAUUUGCCCGCGCGCAUCCCGACACCACCGUGCUUAGUCAGGCAGUGGAGCCGACGCUGGUGGCGGCACGGUGGCUUGCCCUGGACCCGCACAUGCAAAGGCUGCUCGCUCGCAGGCUCUCCGUCUUAGCCAUGGCCGGCACCGGUUCUUCCGCCAGCGCGCUGCCGCAGCUGGAGCGCUUCGAGAGGGCGCUCUCGUCGGUCGACAUCGCCGUGGAGCCGCGGGCCGCAGAGGGUGGAAUCGGAGGUGGGACCGAGGUGUCCAGUUUGGACCCCUUGGUGCCCGCGCUGCCGACGAGCGGCGAUGGGACGAUCGACGCUGCGAGGGAGGAUGAGGAGGAGUGGGCUGCGGCGGCGGCGGCCUACCGGCAGGUGUGCCCGGUGCGGCGAGAGGUGGCCGUGUUCGAGGAGUACAGGCGCCAGGCAGCUGCUGAGGGCCGCGCAGCAGCAGAGGCAGCGGCGGAGGCGGAGAUGGAGGAGGAGGAGCCCGAAACGGGCAGCGGGGAGGCUGCGGCAUUGGCCGCGCCCCUGCGCGGCCUGGCGUCUGCGCCAGGCUGCGCUGGCACAACGGACACCCCUGACAGGGUCACUUCUUCUUUCGACACUCUCCGCCCCGCUUGCAACGCGACAACGGCUUCAUCAUCUUCAUCAGCGGCCUUCAUCCAUGCCUACCGGCCUCCUGACCCUUUGAGUGUCGGGCCUUGUUGCGUGAUAUGCGCCCGCGGAUACGCCACAAUCUGGCCCGCCAAUUACGACGAACGCUGCCUCCUCGACGGGGCAGCGAUUCGGCUGCUGGCGUCGGCGAUGGCGACGGUGCGGGCGUAUGAGGACAUCGAGGCGCGUCGCGGCCGGGCUGGUGGCGAUGUCCGGGACGUGCGCUGCUGCCGGGACGUGCGCUCCUGGGCGGAAGUCUGCGCGGCGGCUCGCGAGAGGGAGUUCAAGAUCUUGGCUCGCGAUUCGGAGAAGGCGAGGAAGGGGCGGCGCGCUGCAGAGGCGGCGGGCGAGCCGGAGGUGGCACCAUCGCCGGCGCCGCCGCCGGUGUUCAAGACGCUCAGGGAGAAGAAGUCGGCUCAGGCGUCGGCGGAGGGCUGGGCGGCGGAGGUGGCGAGGGCCGAGGAGCUCUACGAGGAGCUGCGCGAGCGCGCGCCCCAGCACUGCCGCCGUGGCGGCAAGUGGGCGCGCGAGAAGUUCGUGAUGGCGGUGCAGGGAGAGCUCCCACGCGCGCGAGGGGCAGGCGUUCCCAAGGGGACGAUCCUGUGCCUCGGCAGGGUGCUCGACGCGCACGAUGAGCAGGAUGACGCGGAGGGUGGGCGCCGGGAUUGGGAGGAGGACCCGCUCGGGUUCGACACCAACCCGGGGCUGCUCCGCGCCAUCGGGUGUGACGUCCUGCGCGUCGGACUGCUCGGCUUUGUCCUUGGUGGAGUCGCAGUCUGCUGCUUGUGCGGCCACGGAGUGGCGAUCUGGCAGGCGAGACGCCACGGCGGCGGCGACGGCUUGACCCGCAUAAUGGUCGCUCUCGCCGCGCUUGGACUCGUCAUGGAGCUCUUUGCCGUCGGCUACACUGCGGGCGUGCUCGGCGAGAAUAACCGCUGGGACCUUUGGCCGCUGCUGCUGUUUGCGACCCUCUUCCUGCUCGCGUUUGCGGCGCUCCUCGUGUGGUGGGUGCAGCGGGCGCGGCGGAGAGGGGGCAAGGUUGGCAGCGGCGCCGCAACCGCGCUGUAGAGAGAGGCGCGAGCGGAGCCUCGUUGUGUACUCUGCCGUGGACCGCCAUGUGCCAUGAUCUGUGAGCUCUGUGAUCUGUAAGGGUCCGCCCGCAGGCGCAUUUUGUAGACCGAGGCGGUGCCCGGUGCCGAGCGCAGGCAGAGCCCACAGAUCGGACCUUAGGACAGCAUUGUAGAUCCCUGGGCGAGGAUGGUGGAGGGGGCCGCAUGUGCCUGCAUGAAGUGCAGUGUCAGGCGGGGCGGCUGAGACGCCCUCUACGGCUUUAAGGUAAGGUAAGGUAAACGUCUCCACACAAACAAA
Emiliania huxleyi CCMP1516 is the source of this 4157-nucleotide messenger RNA. RefSeq lists its product as hypothetical. The record is from RefSeq and is a predicted model, not a curated record. The coding region runs from base 6 to 3857 and encodes 1283 amino acids. The transcript is spliced from 7 exons. Lineage: Eukaryota; Haptophyta; Isochrysidales; Noelaerhabdaceae.